AUCGUCAAUAUACUACAACAUGAGCUCUAACACAUCUACGCAAAACGCUGGCAUCCAGCAGAACACCUGGCAGGAGAAGAAUAGACGAGUGCUUCUACCUUGGAUGGACGGCCCCGAAGAGAUUAAAAAUGAAGUCCGACUUGUCUACAAACAAAAGCUGCCGCAUCUAGAUGCGGUUGCUGGAGAGCUAGCACCUCUCCUCGGUCUCGGCGACGGCUUGAUAGCCAAGCAGCGGAUGCAGAACCUAUUUACACACCCGGCACUUCUCGACGCCUUCGUCGAAUUCGCCGAGACGUACCUCGAAGGAAAUUGGGACCUUCCGGUUGGCGAAUGGGAGGCGGUCCACAAGCUCGCACACGCCCACGCCAACGACGCCAGCUGGGGUUUGGACGCACCUCCGCCCCGGGAGGAUUGGAAUGUCAAUCAUUUCUACGCCCGCUUCAUACUCCGAACGUUGGCAAGACUUAGAAACCCCGACGAUGUCCCACGAAAUCUUGCGUAUUGGCUCGGGGAGGCUAACCCAUGCGACGCGGCGUGGCUGCUCAUGCACGUCCUGAUGUAUAUGCAAUGGGACGCGAUGCGGGACUAUAGAAAACACGCUCCCGUGAAGGACCGUAUUAACCAUUUUGUUAAUAUGUGGAAGGCGGACGUGGCGUAUAGAGAACCUAGUAACUGAUUAAUGCAUCUCGACUCUUUUGAUAAUGGAAAUAUAAUAGGUGCGUUAGCUUUUAGAUUAGAUAUUAUAAGUUGUUAUACAAUUAAGUAUACCAUCUAAACCAACUUUUGAUCCUAUGUUUCGGUGGUGAGUGUUGACUAGUUAUUCUUAAUUUAUUCUUUAUGAAGUUGGUAGUAGGUAACGUGGUACAGUAAAUAAGCUUAACUACGGGUGAUAUUGAAACUGCUUGAAACUGCUUCGGAUUUUUUUUAUGGUUCUAGACUUCUAGUUGACUUAAUCUCAUGACUCGCAAUAGGCUCAACACUAUUAAGGCACUACCAAGAUAGUGUAAAGACAAAGAAAGAGGAGGACAAAUGUAAAAUCAAACGAAG
This is a messenger RNA of Daldinia loculata, 1047 nucleotides long. RefSeq lists its product as uncharacterized. The transcript has a single exon. The record is from RefSeq and is a predicted model, not a curated record. Bases 20 to 676 code for a protein of 218 amino acids. Lineage: Eukaryota; Fungi; Ascomycota; Sordariomycetes; Xylariales; Hypoxylaceae.